This is a messenger RNA of Lactuca sativa (garden lettuce), 3469 nucleotides long. Its product is annotated as putative receptor-like protein kinase At5g39000. The record is from RefSeq and is a predicted model, not a curated record. NCBI's taxonomy places the organism in Eukaryota, Viridiplantae, Streptophyta, Magnoliopsida, Asterales, Asteraceae. Gene Ontology annotation, biological process: protein autophosphorylation. Gene Ontology annotation, molecular function: ATP binding; transmembrane receptor protein tyrosine kinase activity. Gene Ontology annotation, cellular component: plasma membrane; plasmodesma.
UUUUUGUAGCAUAUAUGUCUUGGUCAGUUAUCUAACUCCUCAUUUUCUCUUCCUUCUUGUAGCUGAAGGCUUUGUUUUUCCCAACUAUCAUCAACGUCGCUGCCCCUUUCGACUUUAAUUCUUUGUAAGUUUUAGCUUUGUUUCCUAUUUUUGAUAGAUCAUCAAAACGAUGUCUGUCCUAAAACAGUUUGAACACCUAAAAAUACAACUAGAAGCUAUAGAAUCAACCACAAACAACUUUUCUAAAGAGAGCUGCAUCGGGAAAGGAGGCUUUGGGAAAGUGUACAAGGGAGAACUCCUCCAUUCGAUGGGGCAUACCACGGUUGCCAUAAAACGUUUAGAUCGUUCAUUUGGGCAAGGAGACUCUGAGUUUUGGAAGGAGGUGAUUAUGCUUUCAGUUUACAGGCAUGAAAAUAUUGUCUCCCUCUUGGGGUUUUGUGAUGAGAAAGGCGAGAAGAUCCUUGUGUAUGAGUAUUCAUCCAGAAGAAGUCUCGACUUACAUCUGAACAACAAGGAUCUAACAUGGGUUCAACGCCUUACGAUUUGCAUCGGGGUGGCUCGUGGAAUAGCAUACCUUCAUAAUCCAGCAGGUACUCAACAAAGAGUAUUGCAUAGAGAUAUUAAAAGUUCCAACAUUCUUUUAGAUGAAAAUUGGAAUGCCAAGAUAGCCGAUCUUGGUCUAUCUAAAUUUGGUCCUGCAAACCAGAACUACACAUUCCUUGUCACCAAUAAUAGAGUUGGCACUAUUGGGUAUUGUGAUCCGCUAUAUUUAGAAAGUGGGAUACUAACAAAGGAGUCAGACGUUUACUCAUUUGGUAUAGUCCUAUUUGAAGUUUUUUGUGGAAGAUUGUGUUUUGAAAGCAAUGAUAAGCCUCAAUCUUUUACUCAACUGGUCCGAAAACAUUACAGACAGAAGAACCUAAAUGAAAUUAUUUGGGGUAAUAUAAAGGAAGAAAUACAUCCUACCUCUUUGGAGGUGUUUUCAGCAAUUGCUUAUCAAUGUUUGAAGAAUGACAGUGAAAAACGUCCAUUAAUGGAGGACGUCGUGACACAACUUGAAACUGCCCUCGAAUAUCAAGUUAACAUAGACGGCAUCUCACCGGUACCUCAAAUCCAGAGUAAGCUUACCGGAUACCUCAACGGAAACGACUACUACCACUGGUAGCCGAAACCCGGCCCAAUAAGGGGGCAAGUUAGACGUUGACCCGGGUCAUGAUAUGGUUUGGGCCUUUGGGGCCCCAUAAUUAAUUCUAAUAUAUAAAUAUAUAUGUUGGGUAGCGGUUUUUGAUGUAUUGCGUCUAUUGGGCUCGGUUAUUAGUCCAAGGUUUGUAACUCCGGUUUGGGCCUGUCCAACCGAGAGCCUGAUAGGGUUUAGUAUAAAUAUAUAUGCUUGCAUGCAUAUUAGGUUAAUGAUUGAUAGCGAUAACGAUAGAAAAGAUUAUUACGAUAGAUCAGUGCAUUAUUUCUUUAUCGUUCUUGUAAACCCUAAAUCCUCUACAGUGGAAGUUCUUUAUCGAGCUCUGCUGAGGAUUGUUGAUCUAAUCAUUCGACAUACUUUGAUCCAUACUUGUGUUCUUACAGUUUUCUUGUUUAUAAUUUUACCUGUUAUAAAGAUCCAAACGAUCUUCAAGUUAGUUUCAUAACUUAUCAAUUGGUAUCAGAGCAGGAGGCUGUGUAAUUCAUACACUUUUUUUCCUGUGAAAAAGGUUGCGAUUAGGGUUAUUCCGCAUUUACUGAUAUUUAUUGAGCCGUCAUCCCAUAAUUGACGUAACUCGGUAUUUAUUGUUUUGCCCUAAUUUAAUACAUUACAAGUCUGAUCUUUUAACAGGUUAUUCGAUCAAGCAUGGACGAGUCGCAAUCCAAUCCCAUUAAUAUUUCGAACAACAUUGGAUCAACAACGAAGAUUCCCAUCCUUUACACCCAUGAUUAUGAAGUCUGGGCACAUCACUUUGAAGACUAUGUUAUAGGAUCUGAGGACAAUGGAUACCCCAUCUGGGAAGCAAUAUUUUCUGGACCCUUUGCUCAUUCAGCAACUUCAAGGAUUAUUAAAACUCAGAAGGAGUAUAAUGAUCUUUUGAAAGACGUUAAAGAUAUUGCUCAAGACGAAAAAGAUAAAUUUCAGUGCAAUAUCAAAGCAUUGAGAUUAAUCAGAUUCGCUCUUCAAUCUGAUACUUUCAGGCUGGUGAGUUCAUGCACAACUGCAAAAGAAAUAUGGGACAGGCUACGAGAAUUGUAUUCUACGGACGAAGAUCUUGAACACUCCAUUCAAACCUUACUCUUGUCUGAGUUUGGUGAAUUCAAGCAGGGAGCUGAAGAAACCGUGACUCAAACAUUCGAUCGCUUCAAUCAUCUUCUUAGCAAGAUGAUUAAACAUGACAUUGAAAGGAAGCUAAUUGAGCAGAAGGUUACGUUUUUGAACGGCCUCAGAUCUGAGUGGAGAGCUGUAGUGUCCACAGUUAAAGCGCAUGAGCAAUUCAAAUCCUACUCUUUGGCGAAACUGGUGGGCAUCCUAAAAUCUCAAGAAAAGAUCGUGUUACAGGAGAAAAGUGUGGUCUCAAGCUUGGGUUCGUUGGCUCUUUUGUCCAAAAGCAAAGCGGUGAUGGAAGAAGAAGACCUCAACUUGGAGGACUAUGACCUCACUUCGGAAGACUAUGCUAUGAUGGUGUCAAACCCCAAGAGGUUCAUCAAGAAAAGAUUUCCCACUAAUAAGAACAGAAAUUGGCAGGGAAGUUAUAGUUCUGAAAAUGUCAAAGAUGAACCAAAGGCAGAAGAAUCAAAGAAGGAACCGAAAGCUGAAGGAGAUUCGGGAGUGAGCUGCUAUUAUUGUGGAGGAAAGAACCACUAUGCAAAAGAUUGUGUCCUCAAGAAAAUGGCAGAAAAGGAUGAUGAAAAAGAUGAAGAAGCUUUGUUGCAGAGAAAGCUGGAUGAGAUCAGGAAGAAGAAAUCUACUGCUAACCCUUCUAUGAAUGCUUUAAUUGUGCAGGGUUCGGUAGCGGAUGAUGAGUUCGGUGGCGUGGAGGUCUGGUCAACCGACUCAGAAGAUGAUGAAGUGAGGAAGCCUUCUCAUGGAAAGGCUUAUGUGGCGAAAGAUGAGAAUAGCGGGGGGAAAUGCUUGAUGGUAUCUGAUGUAUCUCAGAUGAGGGGAUACAACACUGAUCGUGGGAAUGAAGACACGAAGGAGCAACAGGAUUUUUGCUUUACAGCUAAACCGCUCAGCGUGCAGUUCAACGAGCUUGAUGAACUGAUCAAGAAGCUACAAUCCAUUUUUGUUUCAUUCAAAGUCCCAUAAUGCUCAUACAAAAAAGAAUUAAAAAGUGUUAAUUCAAGAAUCUCUCAUCUAGACAGUAGUUUAACUCAAACUCGAGUCACCAAUUCUAACCUAACUGACCAAAUAAGCAGGGUGUCUUCGAAGAGUGAGAAACGGAGGAUGUGGAUCGAACUGAAGGAGUCGGAGUUAAUCAAAACAAAA